Molecule: messenger RNA, 786 nt
Organism: Rotaria sordida
Lineage: Eukaryota; Metazoa; Rotifera; Eurotatoria; Philodinida; Philodinidae
Source: the annotation of a GenBank genome assembly
AUGGGUCCUGUGAACAAUGUUCUUGAAGUUCAACAAAAAUGGCGUUUUCUUUGUGAUUUAGCAGUAGAAAAAUUACAAUGGCCACCAUCAACUGAACGUCUAAGUUCAGCAGCUAUUCGUUCAGGACGACCUUCUACUGGAGCUGCCAUCAAACACGCGCUGGCGAAAACGAUAAAACGUUGGUUAAGAAAACCUACGAAUAUUACAAAACAAAAUCUACCACCAUUUUCACCAAGUGGCGAUAUCAAUGAUGCUGUAUUUCCAAUACCUGAAUAUGUGUUAAAGUAUUUAGAGUCUCAUGUCGAAUCAUUUUCACAAAUGCAAUCUUCUUCAAUGAAACUUCGAUAUACCUUCGAACAUGAUAUCUUUAAACGACCGAUCGAAAAACCAUUUAAACGAACCUUUUUCGGACCGCCUCCCGUAGACAAGGAGCGCACUUACGGUGAAUGUACACAAACAUUAGAGUGUAUUAAUGGUGUGUCACAAGUAUUUUCCAACGAAUCCAUCGCUAUUGAUGAUGAAUCACAGAAACCGGCGCGUUUACCGUUACUACCUGUCGAAAUUCUAUCAAUGAAGAAGACUUUAGUAGCUAAUCGUCGCAAAUUAGAUGAUUCAGAUAUAAAGAAAACGAAGCAAAAAGACAUUACUGAAUACUCUGUGAAAAAAUAUGUAACUCCUACCCGACAAGAACUGCAACCUUAUUUUGAAAAAUUUGCCCAACGCAUGCAAGAAAAUGCUAUUCAAUUUGAAAGAUUAUGUUCGAUGACAGCCGCUAUUACUCCAUAA